This is a messenger RNA of Condylostylus longicornis, 2073 nucleotides long. RefSeq lists its product as uncharacterized. The transcript has 3 exons. The record is from RefSeq and is a predicted model, not a curated record. Bases 1 to 2073 code for a protein of 690 amino acids. NCBI's taxonomy places the organism in Eukaryota, Metazoa, Arthropoda, Insecta, Diptera, Dolichopodidae.
AUGAGGGAAUCAAACGAUAGGUUUUUUCUUCCGUCGGGAUCCUCUAAAUCACCAUCAAAAUGCGGUUUAAGAGGAAAGCUUAAAAAUCUCUUUAUUGACGCUAAAUCUUGCAAUUUCAAUAUUUUAACUCUUACGGAAACGUGGUUGAACGAUUCUUUCAAAAAUGAGGAAAUACUUGACAGUAAUUGGUCUGUAUACAGAAAAGAUCGUGAUUAUACAGCUACUGGUCAAUCCAGGGGUGGGGGCGUUUUGAUCGCCGUCAAUAAUCGGUUACCAAACCAAUUGGUAUCCACUUCAGUUUUUUCCACAUUCGACCAUCAAUUUAUCAAAAUAUACUCAGGUAGAAUCUAUACCUAUGUGGGAGUGGUUUACUUCCCCCCUAAUUCUGACGAAUCCUCUUAUAACGAUUUCUUUACCAUAUGUAACGAAAUAUUUUCACAAAUGCAUGAGGAUGAUGAGAUAGUUGUUCUAGGUGAUUUUAAUCGGUCGGCUUUAUCGUUUAUCAAAGAUGAAUGUGAUAACCAUCUUCUUCCAGUCAACUUCAUGGAAGACAUCGAUUUUAAUCUCGUUAGUACGUUCUAUGGGAACGACUUGCAGCAGGUGGUACGUUACCCAAAUGAAAGAGGUAAUUGGUUGGACUUAGCUUUCUCAAAUGCCUAUGACAGCAUACGGGUUCGACUUGCUACAGACGAAGAGAACCUUUUCAAAAAUUCUAUUCAUCAUAAUGCAAUUGUUCUCGAAUUUCCUAAUAACAAACUUAAGUUCUCUAAAUCUUACAAUAAAGAGAUUGUAUAUGAUUUUCUUAACGCCGACUACAACAGCAUCAAUUAUGCUCUUAGCUUAAUUAAUUGGAACGAUAUGUUCCAUCAGGACAAUUUAGACAAUAUUAUCUCCGAUUUUUACUCUAUUUUGUUCAGAUUAAUUGACGCCCAUGUUCCAAGAAUCCUUAAGAAGGAUAGACUGGCGGAACCAUGGUUAGACCGUAAUUUAAGACAAUUACGUAAUCGGAGAAAUAAAUUAUACAAUAAAAUUAAGCAUUCUAGGGACAAUAACUCACUUAUUAAUGAAUAUAAUGAGUUGGCGAAUGAAUUCAAAAAUAAAUCCAAUGAGGCAUAUGAUAUUUAUAUCCAAAAUAUAGGCAGCUCGAUUUUGGGGAACCCGAAAAGAUUUUUUGACUUUGUUAACUCCAAACGUAAAUCGUCGGGAUAUCCGAGCUCCAUGAGCAAGAACGGGUUAAUAUCAUCUUCUAACUCUGAGAUUUGCAAUUUUUUUGCCGAUAAUUUUCAACAAACUUAUAGAUUAGAUUCUCUUUCUAAUUAUGUCUAUACCCCCACUAGUAUAGAUAACGGUCAUCCCCUUUUUAAAGAUGUUCAUCUUUCAGUAGACAACGUACUUCAGGGUAUUUGUGACUUAGAAACCAAUAAAGGACCUGGACCGGACCUUAUACCGCCUAUACUUCUUCAUAACUGUAGACACAAUUUAUCAUAUCCGCUUACUUUGAUUUUUGACAAAUCAUUAUCCUCUGGUUUUUUCCCGUCAAUAUGGAAAACUUCAUACCUCAUACCUAUUCAUAAAAAGGGGGAUAAGACUGCGGUUGAAAACUAUAGGGGAAUUGCCAUUCAAUCUGUCAUUCCUAAAUUACUUGAGAGAUUGGUUACGGGUAUAAUUGCACCCAUUGUUAACCCAUUACUAAAUAAUGAGCAACACGGCUUUAGGACUGGUCGCUCUGCGACCACCAAUCUUUCAAUUUUUACAUCCGAUAUUCUUUCGUUUAUGGAAAGAGGGUUUCAAGUGGAUGCGAUAUAUACAGACUUCAGCAAAGCUUUUGAUCGCAUUGAUCACGUUGUCUUAGAGCAUAAGCUAAGACAAUUUGGUUUUAGGAACCCACUAUUGGGAUGGUUAAAAUCUUACUUCACUGAAAGGACCCAAUUUGUCAGAUCUAAUCUACUGAUAUUAGUAUCAAAUACUGAUGGUUCAUGUGGUGACAAUAACAUGUCGCCAAUCAAGAAGUGUGCUGGUGUUAGCGCAUUCAAAUUCUCUGGAUCACUUGGUAGUUCACUUAAAGGGCGUUAA